UCGCUUGGAGCGCGGGUCGGCCGACGUCGGGAUGCUUUCCGGACCCUCGCCAGACAUUGUGGGUUAAAUUUCUGGGUGUCUGAGAGACAAAAUUUUCUUUUUUGUUUGUUGGUUUUGCUUUGCGUGAUCGAUCACACACACGCGCAGUGCGUGGGGCGAAGAACGUGAUGCAAAAGCGCGCACGCGUAUAAUCUUUUAUCAGGAGGGAAAUGUUUUGCGGUCCCUUGCUGCGCGAGUCCCGGAAUGCGCGUCGCCUUUCUGGGGGUUGCCGCCGGCCGGUGUGAUGUGGGUUGUUCUAGACCUUUCGACAAGCGCAACUAUCAUGUCAUGUCAUCCAUGUCAUGGGCGCACAAGGCCAGGUCUGGGGGGUGGUGGUAGUGGAGCCCUAGCAAGCUUUGGUCGCGGCAAAGUACCAACAAGACCUCAGGAGGGCGGCAAGGCGCGUGUCAGGCUGGCCACAAGGAAGGAUGCUAAAUGUAUUGGUUGGGAGUCUUUGGUGCAAGAUGCACGUGCAAUGGUCACAAUUGGCGGCCUUGGAGCCUCGCGCGGGACGUUUGUUACAAAUGGCAAGGCCCCGACAACUCUAAAAAUUCGCCUGCCGCCCAGGAUAGCUAGUGGAGGCCAAGCCAUUAAUGGAGCCCAUCCUUGGUUCAGGGGACUUCGGGCGGCAGGCAGCCGACGGUUCGGGACAGGGAUCUACAAUAUGGUCACCACCAAUGUGGUUGAUACUUGUCGCAGUUACGCAGGGGAACAGUUUCCAAUCUUACUGCGUGCGAACUCUUAG
Pyricularia oryzae 70-15 is the source of this 784-nucleotide messenger RNA. RefSeq lists its product as uncharacterized. The record is from RefSeq and is a predicted model, not a curated record. The transcript has 3 exons. NCBI's taxonomy places the organism in Eukaryota, Fungi, Ascomycota, Sordariomycetes, Magnaporthales, Pyriculariaceae. Bases 284 to 784 code for a protein of 166 amino acids.